Molecule: messenger RNA, 4926 nt
Organism: Anopheles funestus (African malaria mosquito)
Lineage: Eukaryota; Metazoa; Arthropoda; Insecta; Diptera; Culicidae
Exons: 3
Coding region: 531-4859 (1442 amino acids)
Molecular function (GO): protein binding
Source: RefSeq, a predicted model, not a curated record
CCAACUUACUGAUCUCUUGCUAGAGAAAUAUUAAAAUUUUUGGCCAGUGCAACAACCAUAGUGAUCAUACCAAAACAAUACGAUCAACUGAUGAUUCACGGGUUGUUAUUUCAGUACACAAUAAUUCAGCAUGUAAAUAGGCUACAGUUAAAAUUAAUUUGAAUCAACUGUCUUUAAACGAUGCAAGUGCCUAAUUUAAAAACACAAAAGUCAAAAACACUGAACACGGCAGAAAUCCUUUGUGAAAUAUGAUAACUGCAGGUUCUGGAGCAUGCAAACUGAAUCGUUACAAGCCUAACGAUUUAAACAACAUGAAGAAACCACUGAAAGGAUGGCUUACGUAUCGUACGAAAUUUAUAUCGGAUGCCACUGCAAACAUACUCAAGUUAAAAGAGUUCCUAUUAUGGUUCCUGCUCUUGAAAUUCAGUCUUUGUUAUAGACCAUUCAGUCUUUGUUGAAGUGUCGCCUGUAACGGUCGUUUCACACAGUGCAGUGCCUGUUUCGAUAGCAGAAAACGAUUAAAAUUUAAAAUGGAAUCAUCAUACACAACAAUACAAAUAGCUAUUCUUGGUGGAAAUGUGGAUCAGUUGAAACAGUUAUUAUCGCCUGAUAAAAUAACCGAUACGGACAUUUAUACGCUACUGUCUAAGCCGUACGCCGAACUGAAACUUCGCAACGUUGCCUUAUCGGAAGAAAUGGUACACUUCGUCGAGUACGAACUCGUGAAGGCUAGCUACCAAAAUGGUCCAAAUGCUUAUCAAACCAGCGACAGUAACGCGUGCGGGAAGGGUGUGGAUGUAGCAGAACGUAUUGCACAUAUGGUGGAGUGCAUCAAUCUUAUCAUAGCGCACCAUAACUCGGAUUCGUACACGGAUAUUGAUGAAUUAUUGGUGCUUCGUUUGCGGCAUAUAUAUGCCCAUGUUUUCUUCCUUAAAACACACCUUCGCAAAUUGCCACUGUUGCAGUUGCAGUUUUGUGUCGCCGUGUUCCUGAAGCUAAUUACAGGCGAGGCGGUCAAUGGAUUCGACGUGUACGCUUUUACCAUCGAUAAAGAACGUCUGGUUCGUUUUUUGAAAGUGAUUCGGGAUGGCAUGAUCAUUAAAGCGAAGCCGGCGAUAAGCCUGGAAGACUGCGUACAGUAUGUACGACAUUUAUGUAAUCCUACUGCCGAAAAGAAGCUCUCUCGCGUUCCCAAACGCAUUCGCACCUACAUUCAGAUGAAUGUAAAAAAAAUAAAUCCCUCCACAUUGGAGGGCAUUCAUGAGGAUAUUAGUUUCGAUCAAUUACCACUGCCAUUGCAACAAACUUUAAAAGCCUUGUACGAAAAAACCAUCGAUUGGGAUCAGCGGAAGCGAUCGAGAAGAUCGUUCAAGGAGUUGCAUGAAACAUACUUCAUAAUGAAGCAGCACUAUUCCAUCCGUAAGGUGUUAAUAUAUAUCGAUGGCAUGCGGGAAGGUCCCUGCAAUGAUCCACCCCACAUGCAACCGCCCGUUCCCUCUCCGGUACGCAUUCGUGCGAUAAAACGCACGCUGCAAGUGAUAGGAGAAAUGAUUAAAAGCACACGUGAAUCACCCAACAUUACGGCCAAACUUAAUCGCAUACUUCAACUGAUCACAUCAGAAGCGCUGACCGAGCGGACUAACGAUUUGAGACAAUUCUUCAGCCAUGGUUAUUCGCUCGCCAAAUGGGAACUGGAAGAGGAAAGCAGUGACCAGCUUGGGACAGUGUUUCAGAAAAUAGAGACGAAUCUUCGCGAAGCUCGCCGUUGGUUCGUGUAUACGCAGACGCAACAAAAUCUACUAAUCUACAGACGGUAUUUGGCAUAUCUGAAGGGUUUCCGAUCGAUCGAGGCACUUCGUAGCUAUAUUGCCUUUGUUGGAACGGAGUUCAAAGGGACUUUAAUUGAAAAGUUUCUGCCCGAGCAACUGACGGAGGCCAAAACGCUUAUACAGUACAUGUUGGAUACUUCAGCAUCGUCCGGUACUAUUGAUCCAGCAACGAGAAACGAUUUGGAGUACAUCGUGAAGGAUUUAGAACUCCGCAUCAAUGUUAUUCGCAUGGAAAAUGUAACGCUUGGGCGCACGAUCGACGAUUUCUUUUUCCUCGAAAGCUACAUCCACCAACCGACGGCAACGUUGGACCGUGUGCGACGCAUCGUAGAUGGCAUUCUGUCCCGCACGGAGCUUUCCAAACGUCACAAGCUGGUACAGAAAACGGAUUUAAUGUAUGCACGGGAACUACUAGCGCGGCUGCAAAUGGCCGAAAAGGAUAAAAUGCGCCAGUACAUUUGGGGUGCCAUUUGGACACGCUUAGCAAAGGAACAGUUUGGUGGACUAGACACAUUGUUAGGUCGUACCGAGCAACGUGUCGAUGUUGCACUGGAUGCAACGGUAAAAACUAUGCAGGCACUCGGUCUUCCGCUACAGGAUGACGAAUAUGUGCAGUUUGUGAAUCGUCGACUAGCCAAAAGCUACUACCAGAAUGUGUAUGUGCUUGAUAACAAGUAUCGCGUACUAAAAGAAAUCGUCAAAGAUCGACGGGCACAACAGACCAAUACACGAGAUGUGUUGGAAAAGCUGAAAACAAUCCGGAAGUCGGACGAGCACGUGUUGCAGCGUAUGUUCGACGGACUGCUCGACAGCAUGAAUGAUAUAUUGAGCAAUUGCCAGCGAACUACUGGCAUGCUACCUUCAGUUACGCACCAGCUAGCGCUAGAGUAUUGUCUGUUGGAAGCAGCAGAAAUACUCUGCAAUUUGGCUCUAUUCCGUGAAAACGUAGUCGAUCUAGCGCAGUCGAUUCCAGUCAUUACAGGGCGAAACCUGCGGAACUAUUUGGCACAUGAUAUGCUUGCGUACGAUACGCUUACUGCGUGCACAAAUGCUGUCGUACUAAAUGCACGAUAUUUAGUUGAAAACCGUUUUAAAUUGUAUGGUACCGCAGCGACACCACCAUGCAAAGGGCAACGGCUGCAAGAAUUUGAAAAAACGGCGCAUUUCAGGGAUAUAUUUCACUCUCAAACUGAGUGGACGAUUGAACAAGCUGAUUUUUUUUAUAUGAUUCGAAACUUUCAGACUAAUCUUCUAGAGCAACGAAUCCUAAACUUACAACGAAUGAACUCCAGCGUAGAUUUGCUUUUUAUGAGACGAACCUUUCUCGAUCAGGAAAUCGUAUCGGUGGCGCUGAAUGCAAAUCCUGCACGCUUUAUUGCACAAAUACUCACUUACGAACCCUGCAGUUCUAAUUUGUUUUAUCUCCUCUUGCAGUACUUAAAAGAAGCCGAUCUAACUGAAAAGAUAAAACAAUUGAUCGGCAGUCCGGAAGUGUUUUGCUGCCGUUUAGCACUGAAAUAUGGAUUAAUUGAUGUUCUACGCUCGUUGUGGCAACGGAUUAGCGAAAAUGCAAUGCAAACGCUCAUAACCACUGAAAUGCAUUCCAUUUUCAAUCUACACUCGUCAGAGUUUAGACGCGAACUCGUACUCUUAUUUCCAUCGGAAUGGUUUCUUCAGCUGCAUGAUCAUGUCGGAAACACGGUACUUCAUUGGACGGUGCUACGCUCUGACCUGGAGCUGUUACACUUUGUGUUGAAACGGUACAACAUUCUUCUUAAAUCGAAAAACAAAUUCGGUGACGUACCAUUGCUGAUCGCGGUUCGAUACCACGAGGACGAGGUAGUGCAGAUACUGCUUGAUCACGGUGCUGAUCCAUGGAUCGAACCGAAAGUAAUACACACGAUGGCGAUUCAAAAUAGGCAAGAACUACUGAUACGAUUUCCUGUAGAUAUAGGCAGGAUCGUAGCUUUGCAGGCGGACGGAUACCAAAAUAAUCCACUCAGAGCAGCCAUCGAAGCAAAUAAUUACGAGGUGUUCGUGAUGCUUCAUAAACGGUUUGGUUAUGAACUUCACAAGGGAGAUUUACUUCAUUUAGCUGCCCGGUUAAACAGGGUUGACUGCCUACAGUAUAUGCUGACAGUUGCAACACAAACUCCUGGAGUGCCCAUCUUAAUUGAUUCCGUCAGCAAGGAAUACUCCUACACCCCACUAAUGCUUGCGUGUGCUAGUGGCCACUGGGAAGCAACUCAGCUGCUGCUACAGUAUGGGGCGAAUGGAUUGUUUGAAAAUGAAAAUUUUUACAGCCCUUGGCAUUUUGCCGUACAUAGCGGGAAAAGAACUAUUCUUUCGCUGUUACUAUCGAUCCCAAACUUGGAUGUGAAUUUGGUAACUAGAGAUAAGCGUUCAGCUUUAAGUAUUGCGAUCGAUACCGAUCAAACUGAAGCUCAAAUAAACUUCCUACUGACAACUGUCGGUGUGUCGGUCCAAGCGGAGCACGUGUUGCAUGCCUGUCUCCUCGGCAAAAGGGACAUUCUGAAGUUACUUAUCGACCGUCAACCAGCGCACUUGGAAGUGAAGGAUUUCCUGCAGCGCAGCCCUUUAAUGAUAGCAGUGAUAUUGAAUGACAACGCCAUGACGCAAUAUCUGCUUGAUCGUGGUGCAGAUCGUAACACUGUGAAUAUACUCGGGAUGAACUGUCUGCACGUUGCAGCGUUAAACAAUUUAAUCGCUAUUACUAAAAUACUACUCGCAGCGCAGGUUAAUUACGAAGCAGAAGAUAACUUCGGACGCACCCCGCUGGUAGUUGCACUAGAAACUGAACAUAUUACAAUCGUUGAACAUUUGAUACAGUGUGGAGCAAGUCUAAACAGUGCGUUUAAUUAUCGGUUCAAAAAUCAUCGUAAUGCAACUUUGCUGCACAAGUUUACGCUUGAAAAGCGUCCCCGAAUGGUUGAGUAUUUGGUCCAGAAGCUUCAGUUUCCUACGGAUUUAUUGGACGAUGAUGGCAAAACUGCGGAAAUGUUUGCAUAAGUAAAUUAAUGUAUACAUUCAUAAAAAAAAUAAAACCCUACCAAUAUUUACCAUUUCAAAAUAAUAA